GAUAUAAACACAGACAUGUUGAGGCCAUCUCCAGCCACGCUAGAUGAAAGAGAAGAACAGCUGGAAGAAGUCAAAGACAGUGAUAAUGCCAGUGUGAUGGAGCAAGCUGAUAGAAUAGAGCAGAUGAACCUGGAGUUAAAAGAUCCACCUAUAAGUAAGCCCAUACAGACAUACUUGGAUGAAAGUUUACCGGACCUGCUCAAGAGUGGGAGUCCACUCCGUAGACGUGUAUCAAGCCCAGUGGCAGACACGUUAAAGCAGAUGCGCCGCGAUGUUGAACUGUCUCGGCGAAGGAGCAUAAAACUCAAGGCUCAAGUGGAUAAAUUUCAGGAGCAGAGUAAGGAUGGACUUGUCUGGAGUCAACACAGAGAACUGGUGACUGAGGAGAUUCAGUCCAUUGUAAAGCUGCUUAUCCCUCUGACUGAUUCAGAGCCAACAGCAGAUCCUUCUUCUGAGAGCAACUCACUGGAUAGGGCACUAAGUCAGCUGAAGACUGUUGCACGCACACUCGCUCUCAAUCACACAUACCAGGGAAAAGCUAAAGACAGGACGACAGACGAGGUUGCUGUAUUUCAACAAGCGCUACGGGACCGAGAUGAGGCUCUUGCAAAAAAAAAAGCCAUGGAGUCAGAGCUGCUGAAAUGCAAGACAGAACUAAUGUCACUGAACAAUCAGCUCCUGGAGGCAGUGCAGCGGCGACUGGAGAUGGCUAUCGAGCUAGAGGCCUGGAAGGAUGAUGUGCAGACCAUCAUUCACCACCAGCUCCUGAGUCAGCAGCAGGCAGAACAGGCCCAGAAGAAGCCCAGAGGUUUCAAUGUACUGAGGCGCUCCAAACAAUCCAGUCCAGCCCAGUCUCCAGUCCUAAGCCGCGCAUUUUCUCCUGGCUCGCCGUCCCCCAACACACCUGUGGCCCAGCGCUGGAAAGACAAACUGAGACGAGGACGUGCCAGUCAGCAUGCCUCUGCUGUCCACAACCAGUCACCCAGCCCGUCCCCAAUGGACUCUACAGUCAGCAGCACGGAAGACAGUUUUCAAACAGUCUCUCUUGACUGAACUUUUAUCUGUAUUAUAAGCAGGCUUGGGGAGUAACGGAAUACAUGUAUCGGUGUUACGUAAUCAGGAUACAAAAAACUGGUAACUGUAAUCCAUUACAGUUACGUCCAAAAAUAACGUAAUCAGAUUACAGGCACAUUUAGUUAAAAAAUGGGAAUACUAUCAGGAU
Ictalurus furcatus (blue catfish) is the source of this 1222-nucleotide messenger RNA. It is a transcript of the gene bicdl2l, whose product is annotated as bicaudal-D-related protein 2-like. Bases 16 to 1053 code for a protein of 345 amino acids. NCBI's taxonomy places the organism in Eukaryota, Metazoa, Chordata, Actinopteri, Siluriformes, Ictaluridae. Gene Ontology annotation, biological process: Golgi to secretory granule transport; vesicle transport along microtubule. The record is from RefSeq and is a predicted model, not a curated record. The transcript is spliced from 6 exons.